GGGAGCGGGGCUGCGGUGGCCCCCGAGGAGCAGCGCUCGGGCGCGGGCGGUGCCGGAGGGUGCCCGCCAGCCGUGGCGUGCGGGGAGCGCCCUGCGCCUCCGUCACGGGAAGCUGUCGUUUGGCAACCGGGCUGGAGCGACGGGCGCCCGCGGGGAGCCGCUCGCCGCGGGGCUGACGUGGGCCGGAGCAGGAAGCGGUGCGGCCCCGCCGAGAGGCGCUCGCCUGUGCCCGCGGCUCUGGAAGCAGGCUGCCGGGGCCAGCCCCUUCGGGAGGAGGAAGCUGUUGAGGCGACUGACGCGCGGCCGCAGGCGCGGCAGGUCAGAGCGGUGAGCCUGGCCCCGCUGCGGGCGGCCGCCAUGCGCAGCCGCCGCUGAUGGCCGCCGUGGGGACGGGGGGCCGCGACGCCAUGGCCCUGCGGCAGCCGCCGCUGCCGCCGAAAGCGGGCUGCCCCUCGGCGCUGUACGUCCACAGCAUGCCCGCCUGGGUGCUGGAGGAUUUCUGCCAGAAGAUGGACUGCCUGAGCGACUACGACUGGAUGCGAUUCGCCUCCUACGUGAUAACUGAUCAAACAGAGCUACGGAAAAUCAAGUGCAUGGAGAAGACGGGGAUCAGCAUAACAAGAGAGCUCAUGUGGUGGUGGGGAGUGAGGCUGGCCACAGUGCAGCAGCUCCUGGACCUGCUGCAAGGACUGCAGCUCUACCGAGCAGCUCAAGUAAUUCUGGACUGGACAUCAGCCUCUAAUAUUACCAACAACAAAAAAGAAGAGCUGGUAGAGCCACCUAAACAGGAGAACACACCUUUAACUCCCACAGAAAAUAAAGAGAGAGAAAAUGAGAGAAAUCUGUUGCCAUCACCAGACUCUUCACAUCGGGAACCACCACCAGCAGGUAUUUCAGGUGCUGUUCCUGAAGAAGCCUUGUAUUCACUUCCUUUUCCUCCGCCUCCCCCAAGAGACCUUUUGAAAUCCUUACAGUCAAAUCCUCCUGUCUCAUCAAGUGUGAAGCCUUGCAGCUCUUCUUGUCCUCAGCAGGAGACAACGACUGACCUCCCCAGUGAGAGUCUUUUGUGGACCCAGAGGGAAGUUACUAAUGCCACAGAUGGUUUCAGUGACAAGAGCAGAAUUUGUGAAGGUACUUUUGCAGAUAUCUACAAAGGUCAGAGGAACAACAUAGUGUAUGUCAUCAAAAAAAUGAAAGAGGCAAAAUGCACAAGCCCAAAUUCCACCCAAAGAUUCUUUCAUACAGAAGUACAGAUUUGCUUUCGGUGUUGUCAUGUCAACAUCUUGCAGCUGCUGGGCUUCUCAGUAGAAACUGGAUUGCACUGUCUGAUAUAUCCAUACCUGCCUAAUGGAUCACUACAAAACAAACUUCAGUGUCAAGAUGAUUCUGCUCCACUGUCCUGGGAAAGGCGAAUUAGCAUUUCUGUAGGACUCAUCCGAGCUGUAGAGUAUUUACAUAAUUUUGGAAUUCUUCAUGGGAAUAUCAAAAGCUCAAAUGUCUUGUUGGAUGAAAACUUUGCACCAAAGCUUGGACAUUCAGGUCUGCGAUUAUAUUCUGUUGAUAAAAAAUCAGAGUAUGCUGUGAUGAAAACCAAAGUCCUACAAGCUUCUCUUACUUACCUGCCAGAAGACUUUAUCAGACACGGCCAGUUAACAGAAAAAGUUGAUAUAUUCAGCUGUGGUGUGGUCUUAGCAGAGAUAAUGACAGGAAUUAAGGCACUGGAUGAAGGAAGACACCCUAUUUAUCUGAAAGAUAUGAUUGCUGAUGAAAUUCAAAUAGCAAAAGAAAGCUCAUACUCCAAAGUAAAAAACUUUGAAAAGCUAGCUGCCAAGGAAAUAUGCUGUAAAUACCUAGACAGGAGAGCAGGACACUUGCUGGAAGAGGUUGCUACUGAUUUUGCCUCCGCCAUCUGCCUUUGUCUGAGAAAGAAGAAUUCUAACAUAGCAGAGCAGGUGCUUGUAAUUAUGGAAAUGGCUGAAAAUAAAUUAAGGGAGCAUUACAUCUGUGGAGGGAGCACUUCUGGAUUCUCCUUGAACGCUCCAGAAGAAACCGAUGAUGAGACAACUAGUCUCAGCAUGGAUGUGCCUUCUGCAGGGGAGAACAGAGAGGACAGCACACAGCCUGUGAUCCUAGCAAGUGCCGAUCUAUGCACACCUUCAAUAGGAGUUGUGUCACCAGACAUUUACUGUGGACAAAUGUCAAGGGUCCCUUGUGAAUCAGAUGAAUCCAGUAGUUUUAUGUGGAAUCCUUCAGAAAGAUCUACAGAUCAGCUAUCUAGCAACAGGUGUAACAAUUCAGAAAAUAUGGCAGCUUCUGAUUACAGGAUCAAGCGGGAAAAACCUGUAAAUGGACUCCAGGAAGGAAAUGCAGCAUGCACCAAAUCAAGUGAUGAAGUCUUGGAAAUAGCGUCUACUGUACAGAGCACCUUUCAGCAAGAAAAUGCAGACCUUGACUCUUCAUGUUCCUCUCAAGCAUUACCCAGAGAGACAUCUUGGAAAAUAAAAAUAAAUGAUCAAAAAAAGAAGCUCAUGGAAAAUAUUUUGCUGUAUGAAGAACACAAAUUAAACAGUUCUGAACUUUUUGAAUCAUAAAUUGGAUGGAUUUAUUAGCAGUGGCCACCUCAGAAGAAGCAAGGACUGCCUCUUCAUUAGAAAGAUGGUAAACAUCAUGUAAGGUUAAGUAGCAGAUCUAGAUCAGAAGCAUCGGCCCUAACUGAAGAGAACAGAAGCGAUCACACUGAGAAGAAAUAGAAAAUACCUGUUCUGAAGCCGAUUAAAGCACAAGGCCACUCUGUAAACAGAAAGGCCUUCUUCCUUUUCAUCUGCAAUGUAGAAAGAUAUGGCAAACACAAACAAUUGCCAUAUCAUUUACGAUUCUUUUGCAGUGUAUUUCAGAAAGCAUCUACAUAUAAUAUAUGUCUUACUGAAAAACACAGUCCUAGAAGUUACAGGGCAAGCACUAAUAAGCAACCAGUUAGCAACACCCUUUAUUGUUGUUAUCCCACUGUGUACAAGCAGGCAGAAAACUUCAGAGAGAUUGGAGAAGGUUUCAGUGUUCAAAUAGAUCUAUCCUAUUCCAUGUAAUCUUUGCCCACAUACUCAAAAAUACCGCAUCACCACAGAGGAGAAUUCUUACGCAAGUUCUCAGAUGUAUUCAACGUGACGCAAUCUCAAUUCGAAUUGCACUGAACAUAGUUGUAAGUAAAUAAUUUAGGCCUUGUCCAUCUACUCUAUGAGUUUCUUCUCUACUAUAUACAUAUACAUAUGGCACCAUUUGAAGUCUAACCUUUAAGUUCCACUGUCAGGAGCUCUAAGACAGUGUUUAAUACUUUGUAAGAGUAUUUUUGGCAGUUAAUUUUUUCUAAGUGUCCUUUACAUGUUAAGGUUUCUCAUUGUGUUUCACAUGGUAACUGUUGUAUAUUUUGGAUUAGGGACAAGAUUUUAAUUUAAAAUAUCUUUAAUUCUGUUACAGGUUACUUGAAAGUUGAUUUGUUGUAUUUAUUUUGGCAAUGGGUUAAAGAAUCAGUGAAAGAUGAGCUAGUAAGCGGGCCUGUUCACAGUGCCACACCAUGUAUUCUGAGAGGAACUGUUUUGUGUGUCUCUUGGCUUCCCGAGCAUUAGCAGCCUUGGAGUCAGCCUCAGUGAUCACUUUAAAAAAACAACUUGUAUGCUAUCAUAUUUAUUAUUAAGUGAAAGCCCCCUUAAGAAAGUGUCACUUUUAUUGUUACAAAUAUUUAUUAUUUGCAAUAUUGUUAGUGUAUUCUACUCUUGUGCAGUCUGAGGAAAUACAGGUUUAUUAUAAAUAAACUAUCAAAACAUGUCACUCAGCUUACAGACUGGUGGCUGCUGUCUCAGCACAGGUAAUAGGGCCUGAUGUACCAAAAUGGCUAAAAUUCACAGUGCAGGUCAGGGAGUAUUUUUUAAAAGUAUGAAUUUAUACAUAAUUCUUUUCAUUGGAAUUGUGUAAUGGUAUAGUUUUACUAGCUUUACACAAAGGUCUCUGAGUAAGGCCUCGUAUCUUCUGUAUUUGUACAGUACUUAGUUCAUCGUUGGUACUGUUAUGAGCAAGUAAAAGUAUUUUAACUAAAAACCUGAGUAUUACAAUCAUCUACACAUUUAUAAAAUUGAUUUCUACACUAAAACCUAGUAAAAUUCCUUAAUUAUGAGUACCUUGGAUACUAUCUAUAUAUUUGCCAGUGUCAGGGUUUUUUUAUUUUACCAGAAUCAAACGAAGAAAACAUUGGUACUGACAUAAGAAACACUGACUAUAUUCAGAUGGGUGAAUAACUUAUUAAUUCUAAAUGAGAUUUAAUAGAGAUAUAAUGCUGAAAAAUUAAUAUUCUUUUUUUUUUUAUGGGUGUAUUUUGGGAGACCCAUGAUAAAUACCUAGGAAGAAAUGCACAUAGACACACCACAGAGCUGAAUGGUAAGCCUGUUUUUUAAAUUGAGAAACAUAAUUUAGACACAGUUCUGUAUCACAAAAAUGCUUUAAAGAUUCUGUUCUCCUGUAGUCAUAAAAUGAAAUUGUUUUUCUUUGCCUUGUUCUAUGCUACUUUUAAAAUAUUUUGAGGUGAUACACAUGGUCUUGUAAAGUUACGUAAGUAUAUAAUGUAACAUAUAUAAGACACAGCAUAGUCUUACAGUAAUGGUAUUGUUACAUAAUUUGGCUAUUCAGUAUAAUGUAUGUUUUAACCUCAACUUGGCAAAUUUAUAUAUCACCAUUUACUAAUACCUUUGUAAAUAAAAAAAAAAAACUGAAAAAAAACCCUUUUCUUAUAGCCUGCUUUUUUAUGAUUUAUGGCACAGAAAAUCUCAGUCCAACCUAUUUAGGUAAAUUUGUGUUUUUAAGGAAGCAGCUCCAGGUCUCUUUGCACACACAUAAUCAUUAGUAAUUACUAGUACAACCACAUUUAUUUGGUCUUCAUUCACUGUUAAAUAGCUGGGUUUUUUCCUUUGAGAUGUCCCUAAAGAAAGAUUUCACACUAAAAUUACUAAUUACAAAGAUUACUGAGAUACAACUGGCAUUUAUUGUUGUUUAGAUGCACAAUCUAUAGUAUAUUUUAUCCUUGAGACAUUGUAGCUCUGUCAAAAAUUAAGAAUGCUUUUUUUCCAUGAACACCAAAAUAAGGGCACAGAAUGUAACUUAUUAAAAAGUAUAGUUGUUCUAGAACUAUAGAAAUGCACAAGUAAAGCUAAUUUGGAGAUCAGCACCUCCCAAAAGGUGCUGUUAACACCUGGAGGCUGAACAUUAUCCUGUAUUGUUGAUUAAUGGUUAGAAUUACCAAUUUAUUGACAUAUUAUUCUAUUUUUUCUUGUAUGUUUGAUUUUAAUAAUGUGAACAAAUCCAAACAUGGAAACCUGUCUACCAGCAAAACUAAGAAGGCAUUUAAGUAUGUACUGCAUCACACAGCUUUUGAGGUUACUAAUUGCUAUGUAACAAACUAGCAAAUUUUUCUGUAACCACUGACCACAUCUUAUGUGCCCUUUGUAGUAGAACAUUUUUGUAUCUAAAAAUUAAUUGCACAUGCUGUAAAAUACAUGGCUUCCAAGACGUGCUAGGGUUUAGGAUUUGGUUUUUUUCAGGCAAGAGUGAAAUAAAUGCAUUUCCUAAGAUUUGAUGAAUCGUA
Molecule: messenger RNA, 5626 nt
Organism: Falco peregrinus (peregrine falcon)
Lineage: Eukaryota; Metazoa; Chordata; Aves; Falconiformes; Falconidae
Gene: IRAK2
Product: interleukin 1 receptor associated kinase 2
Exons: 13
Coding region: 375-2591 (738 amino acids)
Biological process (GO): signal transduction; protein phosphorylation
Cellular component (GO): plasma membrane
Molecular function (GO): ATP binding; protein binding; protein kinase activity
Source: RefSeq, a predicted model, not a curated record